AUGUCUGCUUACCAGGUAGCUGUGCCGGUUGGCCAGGAUCUUGCUAUCGAGGUGUUUGCAGGAUAUCUCGUUUCCUGGUCGCACUUACCGACAGUGCCUAAACCCAAACAUACAUCACAGAACCUCGCUGAGGUUCUUCGACUCCUUGGCAGAGAUACAGCUGGUGUCGAGCUCCCCGUAUUGAACGCAAAUACCGGGGCUGCGCUCGUGGUCGCCCUUCGAACGUAUAUCCGCAUCCCAUCACUUGAGUCGAUUGGGAACGUAGCAGAGUACGUUCAGCAGACCCUGGCGGCCCAAUCUACGCUCCGAUGGUCUCAUGUCCCGCAGAUGGCUGAUUUGGGUGUGUCAGCCUGGGAGACAGGCCAUGUUGCGUUUCCAACCCCCAUACCUGCAAAGGACAUCCUUGACCGCGCCCAUGUGUCCGGUGCGGCCUACGUGUACGCCACAUAUCUGCAGAAACCGGUGGAGAUGCACCAGGUCUCGGUUACCACUGACCGGGCCUCGGUGGAUUUGGAGAAACGGUACAGGAUCCACUUGCUAUUCAACAGCAAACUUAUUUGCAUCCAUGAAGGCUACGCUCACCAAGGAUUAGAUUCCGAUCGCCCAUCUCAGUUUCUGUAUUGCCCAGUUUCCAGAAGUCGGAUUUGGGGAGGAUUUGUCCUGGCUCGGAACGUGGUUGAUGCAUGGCUGCAUCGCCGAGGAAUCAUCUCCAGCGCUCAGGGGCCGACUGAUUUCGACUCUGCCUUGAUUGCGAAGCUCAAGGCCGAAAUCAAGAGGAAGACCGGGAAGAGCCUCGCGGUACAUCGCAUACACCCACUGUGGAAGAACCUGAGUUACGCGAGGAUGAUUUUCGGAACCGUGCAAGAGCCAACUUGGUAUAUCCACACUCACAACAUCGACGAGAGAAAGGGGAGGACGUCGGCUGAAUCCCUUAUAGACCAGUGUCCUGUGAAGUUUUGCGGCUUUGAGAAUGAGGUGGACGUCAAUUCCUUCGAGAAUUUCGGGGCCCUCUUCGCUUUCCUCAAGGAGGAAGGACUCACUAGUAGGCUCAAGUACGAAGAGAUUCCUGCACGCCCAUUGAUACUCGAAUAG
This is a messenger RNA of Gloeophyllum trabeum ATCC 11539, 1092 nucleotides long. RefSeq lists its product as uncharacterized. The transcript is spliced from 3 exons. Lineage: Eukaryota; Fungi; Basidiomycota; Agaricomycetes; Gloeophyllales; Gloeophyllaceae. The record is from RefSeq and is a predicted model, not a curated record. The coding region runs from base 1 to 1092 and encodes 363 amino acids.